Molecule: messenger RNA, 1963 nt
Organism: Stomoxys calcitrans (stable fly)
Lineage: Eukaryota; Metazoa; Arthropoda; Insecta; Diptera; Muscidae
Gene: l(2)37Bb
Product: FAD-dependent oxidoreductase domain-containing protein 1
Exons: 4
Coding region: 193-1752 (519 amino acids)
Cellular component (GO): cytoplasm
Molecular function (GO): oxidoreductase activity
Source: RefSeq, a predicted model, not a curated record
ACAACUGUGUGCUUUAUUUAUUUUAGUUCUACAGCUGAUACCAGCAACACUGGUCGUUAUCAGCGCGACGAAAUUUGACAUAGACCGUCUAAACGUAAUAGUGCAAAUAGUAUUGAAGUUCAUUUGGUUUUGGGAAAAGUGCUUGCUUGCAUCACAUUGAUAACAGAAACAAUAAGAAAUUGGUAGUGGAAAAUGUUAAGGUUGCCCCAUAUUGUUAGAAGACCUUUGAGUAAUCAUUUACGGACUUUCGCUUCUUCAUCACCCGCCAGUGGUCCAGGUGAAGGUGGCAAUAGUCCACAAAACAAAUCGAAUAAUGUCAAGGGGGAAAAUCCUAUGUCCAGAACAUUUAAUAUUCUUAAAAGUGAUCUGAAUAAAGUAAAGAACUUCUUUAAGCCAAAUAAUCACUCAUCAUCAUCGAGUGAAGAAUUAAGUGAGGAAGAAAAGCUAAAACGUUUCGAAGGCGGCAGUUACUAUGACGGGACAGAUAUUUUCCCCAGCCAUUGCGAUGUCGUUGUGAUUGGGGGAGGGGGCGUUGGUUCCUCUGUGGCCUAUUGGCUAAAGCAAAGAGCACGGGAUGGUCUAAAUGUGGUCGUAGUAGAAAGAGAUUCCAGAUAUGAACGUGCUUCUACUGUGCUAUCAGUUGGCGGUUUACGCCAACAAUUUUCAUUGCCGGAAAACAUACAAAUGUCAUUGUAUGGUGCUGACUUUAUGAGAGAUGUUAAAGAGCAUUUGGGUGAUGUUGAGUUGAAUUUUACUCCCCAUGGCUAUCUUGUGUUGGCCUCAGAGGAAGGAGCGGAAACACUAAUGCGCAAUUCUAGAUUACAAAAUGAGUUAGGCGCUCGCAAUGAGUUAUUGAAUGCAAACCAAUUAAAGGCCAAAUUUCCCUGGAUAUGCACAGAUGGUAUAGUGUUGGGCUGCCAUGGACUUGAACGUGAAGGUUGGUUUGACCCUUGGGCCUUACUUAUGGGCUACAAAAAACGAGCCCAAGAAUAUGGUGCACAUUUUGUCAAUGGCGAAGUUGAAGGAUUUGAAUUCAAAAAACAAACUGAUAUUAUAGUACGUGGUAAUACUGCCGGAGAUUAUGAAUCAUUGGACAAAGUUUUGGUGAAAAUGCCAAAUGGAGAGACACGUUCAAUUAAAUUUGCUAUUUGUGUACUUGCUGCUGGCGCCUACUCUGGAGAAGUUGCACGUAUGGCACGCAUUGGAUUGGGCAAUGGAAUGUUAAGUGUCCCACUACCUGUGGAACCCCGAAAACGCUAUGUAUAUGUGAUAAAUACCCAAGGCACAAAUGCACCAGGUUUGGCCACACCUUUAACCAUAGACCCGUGUGGUGCAUAUUUCCGAAGAGAUGGUUUGGGCGGCAAUUAUUUGUGUGGCCGGAGUCCUUCAGCGGACCAGGAACCUUCAGUUGACAAUCUCGAUGUAGAUCAUGAUUAUUUUGAUACCGAUGUUUGGCCUCGUUUGGCUAUGCGUUGCAAAGCAUUUGAAUCAGCCAAGGUCGUAAAUGCUUGGGCCGGAUUUUAUGAAUACAAUGUAUUCGAUGAGAAUGGUAUAAUAGGAGCGCAUCCUUAUUACAAUAACAUGCUUAUAGCUACAGGUUUCAGUGGACAUGGCAUACAACAAACACCAGCUGUAGGUAGAGCGAUAUCAGAGCUUAUUAUUGAUGGCCAGUUUCGUACUAUUGAUUUGACGCGCUUAGGUUUCGAUCGUAUUGUUGUCGAUCGUCCGAUGUUUGAAUCGAACAUUGUCUAGCAGAGCUUUAGCCAAAGAGACUAUUAUUAUUAUUUGCGAUCUUAAGCUUUAGAAGAUCACAUUGUACAGUGCAAGUUCAAAACUAACGAAAAACAAAAUUUUUUUAUUUAACUUUGGGACAAUUGUUAAAGAAAUUGGUCUUGAUUAUAAUUUCAUAUUAAAUGUUUACACAAUAAACGUAUUAUUUUUUGUAUUUAAAUUAAACUUAAAA